UAGCACCCGCGCCGCCGUCGCACCACCAGUGCCGUCUCGUGUCGCUCGCCCGCCCUCACACCCACCCACCUGAGAGCCUCCUCUAACGCCACGCCCAGGCUGAGCUGCACAGCCUUUGGCACUUGUUUGGGUCGCAGCCCCCUGUUGACGGAAGUGUCAAGACCCGUGCCAUCCCUGCCAAAAGUUUGACAAGUGCUUUCUAGUAACAGUUUUUAACGUGGAUUACUACACCCAUUCAUGUAAAGAUGCAGGACGUGCAAGGGGAGCAGUUAGUUCCCUCGUGCAAGUAAGGGCGAGGAGUGCAGUGUCUUCAUGUUCCAGAGUGCUGGAAUAUAAUUUCAAAGUUAAAGUUGGUGGGAUAGUUACAAAAUAUUAAUAUUAUAAGUGUGGUUGUGUAGAAAAUAAGAGCCUUUGCUAACAGUUUCUAUAAGUUAUACAUGAAGUGAAAUGCUGGUGUAUUUUGGCAUCAAGUGUAACUCAGUGCAGUAUGGGUAAUAGUGAAGGAAAGUUAACAACAGGAAGGAGGCAUGUAGAUCUACCGUACGAUACUGCGCGGCCCUUGCCACCAUUACCCAGCGACGAAGAGGAGGAGGCAGAUGAUCUAGACCUUGACUCGCCGCCCCCAUACCCGCCUCCACCGCCACCAGGGGAGGAACAUAAGCGGUACUCUUGGCGCUUCAGGGACUCCGCCGUCUUUGGCCAGAGUGAAAACAAAAGGCGCUCGUGGCUACUCAACUUCACCAACGGAGGCGACAGUAAGGCAAAAAGUAAACUGGUGAAAGACGGUAAGGAUGUCAAUGAUGUUCACAUAAACACAGGUACAGGUAGCAGGGAAUUUUCGAGUGUCCCCGGUGUGAGAGGGUCGAGUCAGGAGACCCAACUAGACAAUCAAAGUGGGGAGUCGUGGAAAGUUGAGAGCAAAGUUGAAGGAGAUACGGACGUAAGUGGUGAGACACAGUUGUUCACAUACCAAAUUAUGAAUAAGGAUUCCACUAUGGAUUCACAGGGAGACUUCGGUCACCCAACCUGGCAGAUACGAGACGGCAAGCUCAUCAGUGUGACCAAGGACAUUGUCAAAGGAGAAGACAACGACGCCCCUGGAUACAGUCUUCUCCACGAAUGCGUCAGACACGACCAGCGGACCGGCCUGCCGUCCCUGGAUAUAAGUACUAAUGCGAAUAUGAACGAAGACUUGAAAAAUGUCAUAGACGAACUACGUGGAAAACCCCACCACGUAGAAGGAAAGACUUCUGUCAAGACUGUCUCAGAUGGCAAAGGAGGUUAUGUUAAAGUCACAACUACUGAGAGGACUGUUGCCUCCCAAGUCAGUAUUAAUGGGAGGGAUAUAAAAUCAACUCCAACUGAUUCGUUGAGUAAACUUGAAGCAGAGCUGACUGCCCUGCUCUCUCCCGAGCUAGACAUGCGUGGUGAGGUAGGUGUGCCCAGAAUAAAUGGAACAAACCUGGAUGCUCAAAGUUCUCUGUCCACAGAAAACAGGAUGAUAUCAGGAGUACAUAGUAAUGGCGACAUGGGGGGUAGUAGUCAGACAUACAGUUCACGUACACGGCAAACAUACAACAUAUCAGUUACACCAAAUCUUCCUCUACCCGAUAUACAGGAAUUCUCUGGCAAAGGUGUUCCAUUACUGCCAGACCUUGUGAAAGGUAAUCGUGGGUCAGCGUUGGAAUACAAGAGUUCAGUGGGGAGCCCUGAUAAGUCAUUUGAUAGUGGGGUAAACGUAGACACAUCGGGUUACGGGGCUGAUGGGCGGGGUCCUGAUCUGUCUUUUGGGUUUGACGGUACAGCGCCACACAAGACAUUAGCAAGUCGUGAGCCUCAUUCCUCGAAACUGGAAGGUAAUUUAGAUUUCAGAGCUGAUGUGCCACAUAUCCAAGGAGAUGUGAAAGGGAAUGCUCCAAGUUCCAGUUUCCGAAUCGGUGCCCCGGGAGUUGAUGCAAGUGUACCAGUUGGUGGAAGUCAACCAAACUGGGAUAUUCAUGCAACAGGAAAAGUGCCUUCUGCAGCAGUUUCUCUGUCACCCUUUGAAGGCGAUAAUUCUGCUGAUCCAAGUAUUAAUAUUUCAGUUCCCAAAGGCAAAGCCAAAAUAGAUGUUGACUCUCCUAAAGUCAAAGGAGAAAAGCCCAAAACAAAACUAGGUUCUUGUUUUGGCAAGCCUAAGAGUCCUAAAAUUGACAAUGAACAUGAACAAGGUCAAAUAGACGUUGAAGGUCCCGAGGUGAGUGUGAGUGCUUGUGCCAGACCUCCCUCAGCUAACACUGAUGUUGAUUCACCCAAUGUUAAAGUAAAAGGCGGUAAACCAAAGGGCAAACUCGGAUCGUGCUUUGGCAAACCUGAGGGUCCGAAAGUUGAAGGUGAAUAUAAACCAAGCAAGGUAGAUCUUGAGAGUCCAAAGGCCAGUAUUAGUGUUGAUGCUGGACCUCAUGAAGCCCACGCUGAUAUUGACAUUGAUGCACCCGAAGUAAGUAUGAAAGUUGGCACACCAGACGCUGACAUAGACGUCGAGUCACCAAAAGUAAAAGUCAAAGCUGAUAAACCAAAGGCCAAAUUGGGAUCCUGCUUCGGUAAACCCAAAACACCUGAUGUUGAAGGUGAAAGUAAACGAGGUAAAGUAGAUUUAGAAGAUCCAGAAGUCAGUAUUAAACCUCCUAAGCUCAAAGCAGACAUUGACAUUGACUCUUCAGAAGUGAGGGUGAAAGCUGGAAAACCAGAGGUUGAUUUGGACGUGGAGUCGCCAAAAGUAAAAGUCAAAGCUGAUAAACCAAAGGCUAAAUUGGGAUCCUGCUUCGGUAAACCAAGUAGUCCUAAGGUACAGGGAGAAUAUACACCAGGUAAAAUUGAACUUGAGGGAUCUGAAAUCAGUGCUGGAACAAGUAUCAAAGGUCCAGAAGCAGAAGCCAACGUUGAUAUUGAAUCACCAGAUGUAAAAAUAAAAGGCGGAAAAGGAAUUAAAAAACCCAAAGCGAAAGUUGGAUCAUGCUUUGGCAAACCCAAAGGAUCUCAACUUGAAGCUGCUUACCAACCUGGAGAGAUAAAGGUUGAGGGACCUGAAGUACCGAAAGUACGAGCUGAAGUUCCUUCAAUAGAAGGCAAAUUGGAUGUAAAACCACCAAGUGCUGACAUCAGUCCCUCACUUGAAGUAGAAAUUCCUCAAGUUCCUGAAGUGAAAAGAGGAGUUGGAAUUGUUGUUGACGCACCCAAAAUUGAGCCAAAAUUGAAAAUAAAAGGUGAUAUUCCAGAUUUACCUAAAGUUGAGGCCAACUUAGGAGGUAGAGCUGAUGUUCCCACAAUACCCGCAAUGGAAGGGGGAGUUGCCGUUAAUGUUAACAUACCAAAAAGUGAACCAAGACUAAGAAUUAAUGCUGAUAUUCCAGAUAUUCCCAAAGUUGAGUCCAAGUUGGGAGCAAAGGCUGAUGUUCCAGGCAUGGAUAUAAAGUAUGACAGUCCUGCAGCUCCUGGGAUUAAAGGAAAUGUCGAUCUCAAUGUCACAUCACCUGAAUUUAAACCUGAUGUUAAACUAGAGGGUGAAAUUCCAGGAUUACCAAAGGGCGAGGCAGGUUUUGACUUUGGAGGAACCAUCCCAAGCUUUUCAGACAAAAAGGGAUUAGAUAUUUCAGUGCCAGAUAUCCCAAGUCCAAAGAUUGAAGCAGGAAUCGAAGCUGAUUUACCAUCUGUUGAUCUUCCUCAAGCUAACAUUUCAUUACCAUCAGUCCCCGCUGUCCCAGCGGCUGAGAUUAAGGGAGAAGUAAAGACUCCAGAAUUAUCUGGGUCAGUGAAGAUGCCACAACCUGAAGUGAAGGCCAAGAAAGCCAAACUAGGUCCAUGUGCUUGUCUAGGUAAACCAGGAAAAAUUAAAAAGGAAGAGCCAUACAUGUCUGCUAAACUUGAAGGAAAAGCUCCAGGAGAGAUAAAAGAUGUAGAUGUGGGACUGGAGGUAGAAGGACCAGAAGCACAAGCAUCCAUCGGUGUGGAAGCCCCCGAGAUCAAGAGUAAGAAGGUAAAAGUAUCAGGAAAGCCUAAAUCAUCUUUAGGAUCUUGUUUCGGUAAACCUAAGACUCCUUCAGUAAGUGGAGAAUAUGCAGCUGAUGCUGAUGUGGGAGCAUCAGUGUCUGUAGAUCCUCAUAUUAAGGUAGAGGGCGAAGGUCUUGCUGGUCCCAGUGUUAGUGUUGAUGCUCCCGAGGGCAAGGCUAAGAUGGAUGUUGGAUCUCCGGAAGUGAAAGUAAAAGGAGGAAAACCCAAAGCUAAAUUGGGAUCAUGUUUCGGUAAGCCUAAGAGUCCAGAAAUUGAAGGUGAAUAUAAGCCAGGUCAAAUUGAAGGCCCAGAGGCAAGUGUUGGGGCCAGUGUUAAAUCCCCAGAAGCCAAGGGUGACAUUAGUAUUGAGUCUCCAGACGCUAAAGUAAAGACAGGAAAGCCCAAGGCUAAUUUAGGUUCAUGUUUCGGCAAACCCAAGAGUCCUAAAGUGGAAGGUGAAUAUAAGCCAGGUAAAGUCGACAUUGAAGGACCACACUUAGAAGGGAGUGCCAGUAUUGAACCUCUUGAAGCCAGAGCGGAUAUUGACAUAGAUGCACCGGAUGUAAAGGUAAAGGGAAGUAGACCAAAGGCUGAUAUAGACAUAGAUUCCCCAGAGGUGAAGGUGAAAGCCCAAAAGCCAAAGUCUAAGUUGGGAUCUUGUUUUGGUAAACCAAAGAGCCCCCAAAUUGAAGGUGAAUAUAAGCCAGGCAGAGGAGACCUGGAAGGUCCAGAAGUCAUUGUUGCUUCUCCUGAGGCUAAGGCAGAUGUCAACAUUGAAAGUCCAGAUGUAAAAGUGAAAGGAGGUAAACCAAAAGCUAAGUUUGGGUCUUGUUUCGGCAAGCCAAAGACUCCAAAGGUUGAAGGAGAAUAUAAAGCAGGUGAAGUUGAACUUGAGGGCCCCGAGGUCGGUACCGGAGCAGGCUUGAAAACACCCGAAGUUAAAGCAGACAUUGAUAUUGAAUCACCAGAUGUGAAAGUGAAAGGUGGGAAGGGAAGUGGGAAGCCUAAAAUGAAGGUUGGAUCAUGCUUUGGCAAACCCAAAGGACCUAAACUUGAAGCUGCUUACCAACCUGGAGAGAUAAAGGUUGAGGGACCUGAAGUACCAAAAAUACGAGCUGCAGUUCCUUCAGUAGAAGGCAAAUUGGAUGUAAGAUCACCAAGUGCUGACAUCAGUCCCUCACUUGAAGUAGACAUUCCUGAAGUAAAAGGAGGGGUUGGAUUUGAUGUUGAUGUACCCAAAAUAGAGCCCAAAUUGAAAAUAGAAGGAGAUAUUCCAGAUUUACCAAAAGUAGAAGCCAAGCUGGGAGGCAAAGCAAAUGUUCCUGAUUUAGAAGUUGAAGGUAACAUACCCAAUCUUCCCGAAAUAAAGGCAGAUGUUGAUAUCAAUGCCGCCAUACCUGAUCUUAAACCUAAGAUAAAACUGGAAGGAAAUAUUCCAGACCUUCCAGAGGCAGAUGCUAGCUGGGAUAUUGGUGCAAACAUCCCUGGUAUUUCAGGGGAUGUAAAAGAACUGGAUAUAUCAUUGCCUGACAUACCAAGUCCAAAGAUUGAUGUAGAAAUGAAAGGUGAUUUACCAACUGUUGAUCUUCCUGAAGCUAAGAUUUCACUUCCAUCAGUCCCCGCUGUCCCAGCGGCUGAGAUUAAGGGAGAAGUAAAGACUCCAGAAUUAUCUGGGUCAGUGAAGAUGCCACAACCUGAAGUGAAGGCCAAGAAAGCCAAACUAGGUCCAUGUGCUUGUCUAGGUAAACCAGGAAAAAUUAAAAAGGAAGAACCAUACAUGUCUGCUAAACUUGAAGGAAAAGCUCCAGGAGAGAUAAAAGAUGUAGAUGUGGGACUGGAGGUAGAAGGACCAGAAGCACAAGCAUCCAUCGGUGUGGAAGCCCCCGAGAUCAAGAGUAAGAAGGUAAAAGUAUCAGGAAAGCCUAAAUCAUCUUUAGGUUCUUGUUUCGGUAAACCUAAGACUCCUUCAGUAAAUGCAGAAUACGAAGCAGAUGCUGGUGUGGAAGCAUCAGUGUCUGUAGAUCCUCAUAUAAAGGUAGAGGGCGAAGGAGUUACUGGUCCCAGUGUUAGUGUUCCCGAGGGCAAGGCUAAUAUUGAUAUUGAAUCUCCAGAAGUCAAAGUAAAAGGAGGAAAACCCAAAGCUAAAUUGGGAUCAUGUUUCGGGAAACCGAAGGCUCCGGAAAUUGAAGGUGAAUAUAAGCCAGGUAAAAUUGAAGGCCCAGAGGCAAGUGUCGGAGCUAGUAUUAAAUCCCCAGAAGCCAAGGGUGACAUUUCAGUUGAGUCUCCAGAUGCUAAAAUCAAAACAGGAAAGCCCAAAGCUAAAUUGGGUUCAUGUUUCGGCAAACCCAAGAGUCCUAAAGUGGAAGGAGAAUAUAAACCAGCUAAAGUUGACAUUGAAGGACCAAGCAUUGAAGGGAGUGCCAGUGUUGAACCUCUUCAAGCCAGAGCGGAUAUUGACAUAGAUACUCCUGAUGUAAAGGUAAAGGGAAGUAGACCCGAGGCUAAUAUAGACAUAGAUUCCCCAGAGGUGAAGGUGAAAGCCCAAAAGCCAAAGUCUAAGUUGGGAUCUUGUUUUGGUAAACCAAAGAGCCCCCAAAUUGAAGGAGAAUAUAAGCCAGGUAAAGCAGAACUGGAAGGUCCAGAAGUGGUUGUUGCUUCUCCUGAGGUUAAGGCAGAUGUCGGCAUUGAAGGUCCAGAUGUGAAAGUGAAAGGUGGUAAACCAAAAGCUAAGUUAGGGUCUUGUUUCGGCAAGCCAAAGACUCCAAAGGUUGAAGGAGAAUAUAACGCAGGUGAAGUUGAACUUGAGGGUCCCGAGGUCAGUGCUAAAGCAAGUUUGAAAACACCCGAAGCUAAAGCAGAUAUUGAUAUUGAAUCACCAGACGUGAAAGUGAAAGGUGGAAAGGGAAGUGGGAAGCCUAAAAUGAAGUUUGGAUCAUGCUUUGGCAAACCCAAAGGACCUAAACUUGAAGCUGCUUACCAACCUGGAGAGAUAAAGGUUGAGGGACCUGAAGUACCAAAAAUACGAGUUGCAGUUCCUUCAGUAGAAGGCAAAUUGGAUGUAAGACCACCAAGUGCUGACAUCAGUCCCUCACUUGAAGUAGACAUUCCUGAAGUAAAAGGAGGGGUUGGAUUUGAUGUUGAUGUACCCAAAAUAGAGCCCAAAUUGAAAAUAGAAGGAGAUAUUCCAGAUUUACCAAAAGUUGAAGCCAAGCUGGGAGGCAAAGCAAAUGUUCCCGAAAUAAAGGCAGAUGUUGAUAUCAAUGCCGCCAUACCUGAUCUUAAACCUGAGAUAAAACUGGAAGGAAAUAUUCCAGACCUUCCAGAGGCAGAUGCUAGCUGGGAUAUUGGUGUAAACAUCCCUGGUAUUUCAGGGGAUGUAAAAGAACUGGAUAUAUCAUUGCCUGACAUACCAAGUCCAAAGAUUGAUGUAGAAAUGAAAGGUGAUUUACCAACUGUUGAUCUUCCUGAAGCUAAGAUUUCACUUCCAUCAGUCCCCGCUGUACCAGCGGCUGAGAUUAAGGGAGAAGUAAAGACUCCAGAAUUAUCUGGGUCAGUGAAGAUGCCACAACCUGAAGUGAAGGCCAAGAAAGCCAAACUAGGUCCAUGUGCUUGUCUAGGUAAACCAGGAAAAGUGAAAAAGGAAGAACCAUACAUGUCUGCUAAACUUGAAGGAAAAGCUCCAGGAGAGAUAAAAGGUGUAGAUGUGGGACUGGAGGUAGAAGGACCAGAAGCACAAGCAUCCAUCGGUGUGGAAGCCCCCGAGAUCAAGAGUAAGAAGGUAAAAGUAUCAGGAAAGCCUAAAUCAUCUUUAGGUUCUUGUUUCGGUAAACCUAAGACUCCUUCAGUAAAUGCAGAAUACGAAGCAGAUGCUGGUGUGGAAGCAUCAGUGUCUGUAGAUCCUCAUAUAAAGGUAGAGGGCGAAGGAGUUACUGGUCCCAGUGUUAGUGUUCCCGAGGGCAAGGCUAAUAUUGAUAUUGAAUCUCCAAAAGUCAAAGUAAAAGGAGGUAAACCCAAAGCUAAAUUGGGAUCAUGUUUCGGGAAACCGAAGGCUCCGGAAAUUGAAGGGGAAUAUAAGCCAGGUAAAAUUGAAGGCCCAGAGGCAAGUGUCGGAGCUAGUAUUAAAUCCCCAGAAGCCAAGGGUGACAUUUCAGUUGAGUCUCCAGAUGCUAAAAUCAAGACAGGAAAGCCCAAAGCUAAAUUGGGUUCAUGUUUCGGCAAACCCAAGAGUCCUAAAUUGGAAGGUGAAUAUAAACCAGCUAAAGUUGACAUUGAAGGACCAAGCAUUGAAGAGAGUGCCAGUGUUGAACCUCUUGAAGCCAGAGCGGAUAUUGACGUAGAUGCACCUGAUGUAAAGGUAAAGGGAAGUAGACCCGAGGCUGAUAUAGUCAUAGAUUCCCCAGAGGUGAAGGUGAAAGCCCAAAAGCCAAAAUCUAAGUUGGGAUCUUGUUUUGGUAAACCAAAGAGCCCCCAAAUUGAAGGAGAAUAUAAGCCAGGCAAAGGAGACCUGGAAGGUCCAGAAGUCAUUGUUGCUUCUCCUGAGGCUAAGGCAGAUGUCGGCAUUGAAGGUCCAGAUGUGAAAGUGAAAGGAGGUAAACCAAAAGCUAAGUUUGGGUCUUGUUUCGGCAAGCCAAAAACUCCAAAGGUUGAAGGAGAAUAUAAAGGAGGUAAAGUUGAACUUGAGGGCCCCGAGGUCAGUGCCAGAGCAAGCUUGAAAACACCCGAAGCUAAAGCAGAUAUUGAUAUUGAAUCACCAGACGUGAAAGUGAAAGGUGGAAAGGGAAGUGGGAAGCCUAAAAUGAAGUUUGGAUCAUGCUUUGGCAAACCCAAAGGACCUAAACUUGAAGCUGCUUACCAACCUGGAGAGAUAAAUGUUGAUGGACCUGAAGUUCCAAAAAUACAAGCUGAAAUUCCUUCAGUAGAAGGCAAAGUAGAUGUAAAAACACCAAGUGCUGACAUCAGUCCCUCACUUGAAGUAGACAUUCCUGAAGUGAAAGGAGGAGUUGGAAUUGAUGUUGAUGUACCCAAAAUUGAACCAAGGUUGAAAAUAGAAGGAGAUAUUCCUGAUUUACCAAAAGUUGAAGCCGAAUUGGGAGGCAAAGCAAAUAUUCCUGGUCUAGAUUUUGAAGGUAACAUACCCAAAGUUCCCGAAAUGAAGGCAGAUUUUGAUAUUGAUGCUUCCAUACCUGAUCUUAAACCAGAGAUAAAACUCGAAGGAAACAUUCCAGACAUUCCAAAGGCAGACGCAAACUUGGAUAUAUCAGGGGAUGUAAAAGAACUGGAUAUAUCAUUACCUGAUAUCCCAAGUCCAAAGAUUGAUGUGGAAAUGAAAGGUGAUUUACCAACUGUUGAUCUUCCUGAAGCUAAGAUUUCACUUCCAUCAGUCCCCGCUGUCCCAGCGGCUGAGAUUAAGGGAGAAGUAAAGACUCCAGAAUUAUCUGGGUCAGUGAAGAUGCCACAACCUCAAAUGAAGGCCAAGAAAGCCAAACUUGGUCCAUGUGCUUGUCUAGGUAAACCAGGAAAAAUGAAAAAGGAAGAGCCAUACAUGUCUGCUAAACUUGAAGGAAAAGCUCCAGGAGAGAUAAAAGAUGUAGAUGUGGGACUGGAGGUAGAAGGACCAGAAGCACAAGCAUCCAUCGGUGUGGAAGCCCCCGAGAUCAAGAGUAAGAAGGUAAAAGUAUCAGGAAAGCCUAAAUCAUCUUUAGGUUCAUGUUUCGGCAAACCUAAGACUCCUUCAGUAAGUGGAGAAUAUGCAGCUGAUGCUGAUGUUGGAGCAUCAGUGUCUGUAGAUCCUCAUAUUAAGGUAGAGAGCGAAGGUCUUGCUGGUCCCAGUGUUAGUGUUGAUGUUCCCCAGGGCAAGGCUAAUAUUGAUAUUGAAUCUUCUGAUGUUAAGGUAAAAGGAAGAAAACCCAAGGCCAAACUGGGAUCGUGUUUCGGUAAGCCUAAGAGUCCAGAAAUUGAAGGUGAAUAUAAGCCAGGUCAAAUUGAAGGCCCAGAGGCUAGUGUCGGAGCUAGUAUUAAAUCCCCAGAAGCCAAGGGUGACAUUACUGUUGAGUCUCCAGACGCUAAAAUCAAGACAGGAAAGCCCAAAGCUAAAUUGGGUUCAUGUUUCGGCAAACCUAAGAGUCCUAAAGUGGAAGGUGAAUAUAAACCAGCUAAAGUUGACAUUGAAGGACCAAGCAUUGAAGGGAGUGCCAGUGUUGAACCUCUUGAAGCCAGAGCUGAUAUUGACAUUGAUACACCUGAUGUAAAGGUAAAGGGAAUUAAACCAGGGGCUGACAUAGACAUAGAUUCCCCAGAGGUUAACGUGAAAGCCCAAAAGCCAAAGUCUAAGUUAGGGUCUUGUUUCGGUAAACCAAAGAGCCCCAAGGUUGAAGGAGAAUAUAAACCAGGUAAAGCUGAAAUUGAAGUCCCCGAGGUCAGUGCCGGAGCAAGUUUGAAAACACCUGAAGCUAAAGCAGACAUUGAUAUUGAAUCACCAGAUGUGAAAGUGAAAGGUGGAAAGGGAAGUGGGAAGCCUAAAAUGAAGUUUGGAUCAUGCUUUGGCAAACCCAAAGGACCUAAACUUGAAGCUGCUUACCAACCUGGAGAGUUAAAGGUUGAGGGACCUGAAGUACCAAAAAUGCGAGCUGAAGUUCCUUCAAUAGAAGGAAAAGUGGAUGUAAAACCACCAAGUGCUGAAAUCAGUCCCUCACUUGAAGUAGACAUUCCUGAAAUGAAAGGAGCAGUUGGAAUUGAUUUUGACAUACCCAAAAUAGAGCCUAAAUUGAAAAUGGAAGGAGAUAUUCCUGAUUUACCAAAAGUUGAAGCCGAGCUGGGAGGCAAAGCAAACAUUCCUGGUCUAGAAAUUGAAGGUAACAUACCCAAAGUUCCCGAAUUGAAGGCAGAUGUUGAUAUCGAUGCUUCCAUACCUGAUCUUAAACCUCAUGUUGAAUUCGAAGGAAGCAUUCCAGACCUUCCAAAGGCAGAAGCAAACUUGGAUAUAAGUGGAAACAUCCCUCGUAUAUCAGGAGAUUUAAAAGAACUGGAUAUAUCAGUGCCAGAUAUCCCAAGUCCAAAGAUUGAAGCAGAGAUAAAAGGUGACUUACCAUCUGUUGAUCUUCCUCAAGCUAAGAUUUCACUUCCAUCAGUCCCCGCUGUCCCAGCGGCUGAGAUUAAGGGAGAAGUAAAGACUCCAGAAUUAUCUGCGUCAGUGAAGAUGCCACAACCUGAAGUAAAGGCCAAGAAAGCCAAACUAGGUCCAUGUGCUUGUCUAGGUAAACCAGGAAAAAUAAAAAAGGAAGAACCAUACAUGUCUGCUAAACUUGAAGGAAAAGCUCCAGGAGAGAUAAAAGAUGUAGAUGUGGGACUGGAGGUAGAAGGACCAGAAGCACAAGCGUCCAUCGGUGUGGAAGCCCCCGAGAUCAAAAGUAAGAAGGUAAAAGUAUCAGGAAAGCCUAAAUCAUCUUUAGGAUCUUGUUUCGGUAAACCUAAGACUCCUUCUGUAAAUGGAGAAUAUGCAGCUGAUGCUGAUGUGGGAGCAUCAGUGUCUGUAGAUCCUCAUAUAAAGGUAGAGGGCGAAGGUCUUGCUGGUCCCAAUGUUAGUGUUGAUGUUCCCGAGGGCAAGGCUAAGAUGGAUAUUGAAUCUCCAGAAGUGAAAGUAAAAGGUAGAAAACCCAGAGCUAAAUUGGGAUCAUGUUUCGGUAAGCCUAAGAGUCCAGAAAUUGAAGGUGAAUAUAAGCCAGGUCAAAUUGAAGGCCCAGAGGCAAGUGUUGGGGCCAGUGUUAAAUCCCCAGAAGCCAAGGGUGACAUUUCAGUUGAGUCUCCAGAUGCUAAAAUCAAGACAGGAAAGCCCAAAGCUAAAUUGGGUUCAUGUUUCGGCAAACCUAAGAGUCCUAAAGUGGAAGGUGAAUAUAGACCAGCUAAAGUUGACUUUGAAGGACCAAACAUUGAAGGGAGUGCCAGUGUUGAACCUCUUGAAGCCAGAGCUGAUAUUGACACUGAUACACCUGAUGUAAUGGUAAAGGGAACUAAACCCGAUGUUGAUAUUGACAUUGAUUCCCCAGAGCUUAAGGUGAAAACCCAAAAGCCAAAGUCUAAGUUGGGAUCUUGUUUCGGUAAACCAAAGAGCCCCAAAAUUGAAGGCGAAUAUAAACCAGGCAAAGUGGAAUUAGAAGGUCCAGAAAUCAGUGCUGCCUCUCCUGAAGCUACAGCUGAUGUGAGUGUGGAAAGUCCAGAUGUGAAAGUAAAAGGAAAUAAACCAAAAGGUAAAUUAGGGUCUUGUUUCGGUAAACCAAAGAGCCCCAAGGUUGAAGGAGAAUAUAAACCAGGUAAAGUUGAAAUUGAAGGCCCCGAGGUCAGUGCCGGAGCAAGUUUGAAAACGCCUGAAGCUAAAGCAGACAUUGAUAUUGAAUCACCAGAUGUAAAAGUGAAAGGUGGAAAGGGAAGUGGGAAGCCUAAUAUGAAGUUUGGAUCAUGCUUUGGCAAACCCAAAGGACCUAAACUUGAAGCUGCUUACCAACCUGGAGAGAUAAAGGUUGAGGGACCUGAAGUACCAAAAAUGCGAGCUGAAGUUCCUUCAAUAGAAGGAAAAGUGGAUGUAAAUGCACCAAGUGCUAACAUCAGUCCCUCACUUGAAUUAGACAUUCCUGAAGUGAAAGGAGGAUUUGGAAUUGAUGUUGAUGUACCCAAAAUUGAACCAAAGUUGAAAAUAGAAGGAGAUAUUCCUGAUUUACCAAAAGUUGAAGCCGAAUUGGGAGGCAAAGCAAACAUUCCUGGUCUAGAAAUUGAAGGUAACAUACCCAAAGUUCCCGAAUUGAAGGCAGAUGUUGAUAUCGAUGCUUCCAUACCUGAUCUUAAACCUCAUGUUGAAUUCGAAGGAAGCAUUCCAGACCUUCCAAAGGCAGAAGCAAACUUGGAUAUAUGUGGAAACAUCCCUCGUAUAUCAGGAGAUUUAAAAGAACUGGAUAUAUCAGUGCCAGAUAUCCCAAGUCCAAAGAUUGAAGCCGAAAUAAAAGGUGACUUACCAUCUGUUGAUCUUCCUCAAGCUAAGAUUUCAUUACCAUCAGUCCCCGCUGUCCCAGCGGCUGAGAUUAAGGGAGAAGUAAAGACUCCAGAAUUAUCUGGGUCAGUGAAGAUGCCACAACCUGAAAUGAAGGCCAAGAAAGCCAAACUAGGUCCAUGUGCUUGUCUAGGUAAACCAGGAAAAAUGAAAAAGGAAGAGCCAUACAUGUCUGCUAAACUUGAAGGAAAAGCUCCAGGAGAGAUAAAAGAUGUAGAUGUGGGACUGGAGGUAGAAGGACCAGAAGCACAAGCAUCCAUCGGUGUGGAAGCCCCCGAGAUCAAGAGUAAGAAGGUAAAAGUAUCAGGAAAGCCUAAAUCAUCUUUAGGUUCAUGUUUCGGUAAACCUAAGACUCCUUCUGUAAGUGGAGAAUAUGCAGCUGAUGCUGAUGUGGGAGCAUCAGUGUCUGUAGAUCCUCAUAUUAAGGUAGAGGGCGAAGGUCUUGCUGGUCCCAGUGUUAGUGUUGAUGUUCCCGAGGGCAAGGCUAAGAUGGAUAUUGAAUCUCCAGAAGUCAAAGUAAAAGGAGGAAAACCCAAAGCUAAAUUGGGAUCAUGUUUCGGUAAGCCUAAGAGUCCAGAAAUUGAAGGUGAAUAUAAGCCAGGUCAAAUUGAAGGCCCAGAGGCAAGUGUUGGGGCCAGUGUUAAAUCCCCAGAAGCCAAGGGUGACAUUACUGUUGAGUCUCCAGACGCUAAAGUAAAGACAGGAAAGCCCAAGGCUAAUUUAGGUUCAUGUUUCGGCAAACCUAAGAGUCCUAAAGUGGAAGGUGAAUAUAAACCAGCUAAAGUUGACAUUGAAGGACCAAACAUUGAAGGGAGUGCCAGUGUUGAACCUCUUGAUGCCAGAGCUGAUAUUGACAUUGAUACACCUGAUGUAAAGGUAAAGGGAACUAAACCAGGGGCUGACAUAGACAUAGAUUCCCCAGAGGUUAACGUGAAAGCCCAAAAGCCAAAGUCUAAGUUGGGAUCUUGUUUCGGUAAACCAAAGAGCCCCAAAAUUGAAGGUGAAUAUAAGCCAGGCAAAGUGGAAUUAGAAGGUCCAGAAAUCAGUGCUGCCUCUCCUGAAGCUACAGCUGAUGUGAGCGUGGAAAGUCCAGAUGUGAAAGUAAAAGGAAAUAAACCAAAAGGUAAAUUAGGGUCUUGUUUCGGUAAACCAAAGAGCCCCAAGGUUGAAGGAGAAUAUAAACCAGGUAAAGUUGAAAUUGAAGGCCCCGAGGUCAGUGCCGGAGCAAGUUUGAAAACUCCUGAAGCUAAAGCAGACAUUGAUAUUGAAUCACCAGAUGUGAAAGUGAAAGGUGGAAAGGGAAGUGGGAAACCUAAUAUGAAGUUUGGAUCAUGCUUUGGCAAACCCAAAGGACCCAAACUUGAAGGUGCUUACCAACCUGGAGAGAUAAAGGUUGAGGGACCUGAAGUACCAAAAAUGCGAGCUGAAGUUCCUUCAAUAGAAGGAAAAGUGGAUGUAAAUGCACCGAGUGCUGACAUCAGUCCCUCACUUGAAGUAGACAUUCCUGAAGUGAAAGGAGGAUUUGGAAUUGAUGUUGAUGUACCCAAAAUUGAACCAAAGUUGAAAAUAGAAGGAGAUAUUCCUGAUUUACCAAAAGUUGAAGCCGAAUUGGGAGGCAAAGCAAACAUUCCUGGUCUAGAAAUUGAAGGUAACAUACCCAAAGUUCCCGAAUUGAAGGCAGAUGUUGAUAUCGAUGCUUCCAUACCUGAUCUUAAACCUCAUGUUGAAUUCGAAGGAAGCAUUCCAGACCUUCCAAAGGCAGAAGCAAACUUGGAUAUAAGUGGAAACAUCCCUCGCAUAUCAGGAGAUUUAAAAGGACUGGAUAUAUCAGUGCCAGAUAUCCCAAGUCCAAAGAUUGAAGCAGAGAUAAAAGGUGACUUACCAUCUGUUGAUCUUCCUCAAGCUAAGAUUUCAUUACCAUCAGUCCCCGCUGUCCCAGCGGCUGAGAUUAAGGGAGAAGUAAAGACUCCAGAAUUAUCUGGGUCAGUGAAGAUGCCACAACCUGAAGUGAAGGCCAAGAAAGCCAAACUAGGUCCAUGCGCUUGUCUAGGUAAACCAGGAAAAAUAAAAAAGGAAGAACCAUACAUGUCUGCUAAACUUGAAGGACAAGCUCCAGGAGAGAUAAAAGAUGUAGAUGUGGGACUGGAGGUAGAAGGACCAGAAGCACAAGCGUCCAUCGGUGUGGAAGCCCCCGAGGUCAAGAGUAAGAAGGUAAAUGUAUCAGGAAAGCCUAAAUCAUCUUUAGGAUCUUGUUUCGGUAAACCUAAGACUCCUUCUGUAAAUGGAGAAUAUGCAGCUGAUGCUGAUGUGGGAGCAUCAGUGUCUGUAGAUCCUCAUAUUAAAGUAGAGGGCGAAGGUCUUGCUGGUGCCAGUGUUAGUGUUGAUGUUCCCGAGGGCAAGGCUAAGAUGGAUAUUGAAUCUCCGGAAGCAAAAGUUAAAGGAAAGUCCAAAGCUAAAUUGGGAUCAUGUUUCGGUAAGCCUAAGAGUCCGAAAGGCAAAGGGGAAUAUUCUCCAAGUAAGGCUCAACUUGAGGGAGCUUCAGCAGGUGGAAUUGCAAGGAUUAGACCUCUUGAAGUUAAAGCUGACAUUGAUAUUGAUGCCCCUGACUCGAAUGUGAAGGCAGAUAAACCAAAGGGUAAGUUGGGAUCUUGUUUCGGAAAGCCAAAGGGUGCAGAAAUCAGCGGAGAAUAUAAACCAGGAAAAGUUGAAAUUGAAGGUCCUGCGAUCAGCACUGAAGCUAGUCUGAAAUCACCUGAAACAAAGGCUGAUAUUGGUAUUGAAUCACCAGAGGUAAAAGUAAAAGGAGGUAAAGCUACUGGAAAACCUACAACUAAGUUUGGGUCAUGUUUUGGUAAACCAAAGGGACCUGAAAUUGAAGCUGCUUAUCAGCCUGGACAAGUAGAACUAGCAGGUCCAGAAAUUCCAAAAGUACAAGUUGAAGUACCGGCCAUAGAAGGAAAGGUUGAAGUAGAAACACCAAGACCCAUUUCUGGUCCAGCAAUAGAAUUGGACAUGCCUACCAUUCCUGGAGUGUCUGGAGGAGUGGAAAUCAGGGCAGAUGUACCUAGAGUUGAUCCAGCAUUAAAAAUUGAAGGAAGUAUUCCAGAUUUACCAAAGGUUGAAGCCAGACUUGGAGGAAAAUCUGAUAUUCCAGAUUUGGAAAUUGGAGGCAAAAUAUCCACAUCUCCUAAAUUAGAUGCUGAUGUUGAUCUUAAAGCUUCUGUACCGAAAUUAGAACCAGAGGUUAAACUUCAUGGUGAUAUCCCACGACUUCCAAAAGGUGAUGCCAACUUGGAAGUAGAAGGCAGCGUCCCCACCUUCUCAGCAGACAUUAAAGGAUUAGACAUAAAAACACCAGAAGUUGAUGUCCCUUCCCUUCAUGCAGAGGUGAAAGGUGACUUACCCCACGUCGAAGGUCCAAAAGCCGAGAUCUCAAUUCCAUCUGAUCUCAACAUACCAUCAGGUGAAUUUAAGGGAGACAUAAAGACUCCAGAAUUAUCUGCCUCAGUAGAAGUGCCAAAGACAGUAAAAGCAUCUGGCAAACCCAAAAUAUCACUAGGAUCCUGUUUCGGUAAACCAAAGGAUCCUGUAAGUAAAGGAUACUCAGCCGAGGCUGAUAUCGGAGGAUCAGUGUCGCUAGAUCCACAUGCCAAGGUUGAGGGCGGUGUUACAGGUCCAAGUGUUACUGUGGCUGCACCUGAAGGUAAAGCUAAGGUGGAUAUUGACUCUCCUGAAGUGAACGUUAAAGGUGAAAAGCCUAAAGCUAAACUUGGCUCUUGUUUCGGUAAACCUAAAACCCCUAAAGUUGAAGGUGAAUAUAAACCUGGCAAAGCCUCAGUUGAAGGACCAGAGGUUAGUGGGAGUGCCAGAAUUAGAUCCCCUGAUGGUAAGGCUGAGAUCGACGUUGAUUCUCCUGACCUGAAGUUGAAGACAGGGAAGCCAAAGGCUAAGUUGGGAUCAUGUUUCGGAAAGCCAAAGGGUGCUGAAAUAAGCGGAGAAUAUAAACCAGGAAAAGUUGAAAUUGAAGGUCCUGAGAUCAGCACUGAAGCUAGUCUGAAAUCACCUGAAACAAAGGCUGAUAUUGGUAUUGAAUCACCAGAGGUAAAAGUAAAAGGAGGUAAAGCUACUGGAAAACCUACAACUAAGUUUGGGUCAUGUUUUGGUAAACCAAAGGGACCUGAAAUUGAAGCUGCUUAUCAGCCUGGACAAGUAGAACUAGCAGGUCCAGAAAUUCCAAAAGUACAAGUUGAAGUACCGGCCAUAGAAGGAAAGGUUGAAGUAGAAACACCAAGACCCAUUUCUGGUCCAGCAAUAGAAUUGGACAUGCCUACCAUUCCUGGAGUGUCUGGAGGAGUGGAAAUCAGGGCAGAUGUACCUAGAGUUGAUCCAGCAUUAAAAAUUGAAGGAAGUAUUCCAGAUUUACCAAAGGUUGAAGCCAGACUUGGAGGAAAAUCUGAUAUUCCAGAUUUGGAAAUUGGAGGCAGAAUAUCCGCAUCUCCUAAAUUAGAUGCUGAUGUUGAUCUUAAAGCUUCUGUACCGAAAUUAGAACCAGAGGUUAAACUUCAUGGUGAUAUCCCACGACUUCCAAAAGGUGAUGCCAACUUGGAAGUAGAAGGCAGCGUCCCCACCUUCUCAGCAGACAUUAAAGGAUUAGACAUAAAAACACCAGAAGUUGAGGUCCCUUCCCUUCAUGCAGAGGUGAAAGGUGACUUACCCCACGUCGAAGGUCCAAAAGCCGAGAUCUCAAUUCCAUCUGAUCUCAACAUACCAUCAGGUGAAUUUAAGGGAGACAUAAAGACUCCAGAAUUAUCUGCCUCAGUAGAAGUGCCAAAGACAGUAAAAGCGUCUGGCAAACCCAAAAUAUCACUAGGAUCCUGUUUCGGUAAACCAAAGGAUCCCGUAAGUAAUGGAUACUCAGCCGAGGCUGAUAUCGGAGGAUCAGUGUCGCUAGAUCCACAUGCCAAGGUUGAGGGCGGUGUUACAGGUCCAAGUGUUACUGUGGCUGCACCUGCAAGUAAAGCUAAGGUGGAUAUUGACUCUCCUGAAGUGAACGUUAAAGGUGAAAAGCCUAAAGCUAAACUUGGCUCUUGUUUCGGUAAACCUAAAACCCCUAAAGUUGAAGGUGAAUAUAAACCUGGCAAAGCCUCAGUUGAAGGACCAGAGGUUAGUGGGAGUGCCAGAAUUAGAUCCCCGGAUGGUAAGGCUGAGAUCGACGUUGAUUCUCCUGACCUGAAGUUGAAGACAGGGAAGCCAAAGGCUAAGUUGGGAUCAUGUUUCGGAAAGCCAAAAGGUGCUGAAGUCGGCGGAGAAUACAAACCAGGUAAAGUUGAAAUUGAAGGUCCUGAGAUCGGUGUUGAAUAUCCGGAAAGCAGCCUCUCAGAUGUGCCAAAAUUACCAGAUAUAGAAAUUACAGCCAGAGCUCCUGUUCCUCCAUCUCGCAAAGGGAAAGUCAGAUUAAAAGUAAAUACUCCUGAGGUACACAUCGGAGGUUCUGCUCCAGAAUAUGAUGGCAACAUAGACCUUAAAACUAACGUUCCUGAUGUCAUAGCAGGAACUGGGGUCGAUUAUAAAAUGGAUGAUCUCAACGCAAAACUUGCAGUUGAUCCCGGAUUUUCUGGCAAGUUUGGUCUGGAUGCUGAUGUACCCAAAGUGAGCGGAAGUGUAGGUGUUAAUGGGUAUGGGGGUGAUGUUAAUUUCAAUACGAAUAUUCCAGAAACUAGGUUUGGUGCACAUCUUCCUACCUAUGAAGGAGAUAUGAAUAUUAAACCAGAAGUUCCAGAUGUUAAGCUUGGGGCUAAUUCUGGAUAUGGAGAAAACCUCAAUUUAGACACAAACGCAUCAGGAUUUAACAGACGAUUCAAUGCCCCAGGAUUUGAUGGUGCAGUAGACUUGAAGACUAGUGUUCCAGCAGGUGAUGUUGAUAUAAAUAUUCCUAAUGUAGAUAGAAAAAUAAGAAUCGGAGGAACAGCAGACAUUCCUGGAUCUGGAGGCAAAAUUGGGUUGAAAACUGAUGUCCCAAAUGUCAAAGGCAGUGUUGAUUAUCCUGGAUUUGGAGGCAAAAUGGGAUUGAAAACUGAUAUCCCAGAUGUCAAGGGCAGUGCUGAUAUUCCUAGAUUUGGAGGCAAAAUUGGAUUGAAAACUGACGUUCCAGAAUUAGAGGCACGUGAUGAUAUUCCUGGAUUUGGAGGCAAAAUUGGAUUUAAAACUGAUGUCCCAGAUGUCAAAGGCAAUGUUGAUAUUCCUGGAUUUGAAGGCAAAAUUGGAUUGAAAGCUGAUGUCCCAGAUGUCAAGGGCAGUGUUGAUUAUCCUGGAUUUGGAGGCAAAAUGGGAUUGAAAACUGAUAUCCCAGAUGUCAAGGGCAGUGCUGAUAUUCCUAGAUUUGGAGGCAAAAUUGGAUUGAAAACUGACGUUCCAGAAUUAGAGGCACGUGCUGAUAUUCCUGGAUUUGGAGGCAAAGUUGGAUUUAAAACUGAUGUCCCAGAUGUCAAAGGCAAUGUUGAUAUUCCUGGAUUUGAAGGCAAAAUUGGAUUGAAAGCUGAUGUCCCAGAUGUCAAAGGCAGUGCUGAUAUUCCUGGAUUUGGAGGCAAAAUUGGAUUGACAUCCGAUAUCCCAGAUAUCAAGGGCAGUGUCGAUUAUCCUGGAUUUGGAGGCAAAAUGGGAUUGAAAACUAAUGUCCCAGAUAUCAAGGGCAGUGUUGAUAUUCCUGGAUUUGGAGGCAAAAUUGGAUUGAAAACUGAUGUCCCAGAUGUCAAGGGCAGUGUUGAUUAUCCUGGAUUUGGAGGCAAAAUGGGAUUGAAAACUGAUGUCCCAGAUAUCAAGGGAAGUGCUGAUAUUCCUGGAUUUGGAGGCAAAAUGGGUUUUAAAACUGAUGUCCCAGAUGUCAAGGGCAAUGCAGAUAUUCCUGGAUUUGGAGGCAAAAUUGGAUUGAAAACUAAUGUUCCAGAAUUGGAGGGACGUGCUGAUAUUCCUGGAUUUGGAGGCAAAAUUGGAUUUAAAACUGAUGUCCCAGAUGUCAAAGGCAAUGUUGAUAUUCCUGGAUUUGAAGGCAAAAUUGGAUUGAAAACUGAUGUCCCAGAUGUCAAAGGCAGUGCUGAUAUUCCUGGAUUUGGGGGCAAAAUUGGAUUGACAUCCGAUAUCCCAGAUAUCAAGGGCAGUGCUGAUAUUCCUGGAUUUGGAGGCAAAUUUGAUUUGACAACUGAUGUCCCAGAUGUCAAGGGUAGUGUUGAUAUUCCUGGAUUUGGAGGCAAAAUGGGAUUAAAAACUGAUGUCCCAGAUGUCAAGAGCAGUGUUGAUAUUCCAGGAUUUGGAGGCAAAAUUGGAUUGAAAACUGAUGUCCCAGAUGUCAAAGGCAGUGCUGAUAUUCCUGGAUUUGGAGGCAAAAUUGGAUUGAAAACAGAUGUCACAGAUGUCAAGGGCAGUGCUGAUAUUCCUGGAUUUGGAGGCAAAAUUGGAUUGAAAACAGAUGUCACAGAUGUCAAGGGCAGUGCUGAUAUUCCUGGAUUUGGAGGCAAAUUUGAUUUAAAAACUGAUGUCCCAGAUGUCAAGGGUAGUGUUGAUAUUCCUGGAUUUGGAGGCAAAAUUGGAUUGAAAACUGAUGUCCCAGAUGUCAAGGGCAGUGCUGAUAUUCCUGGAUUUGGAGGCAAAAUUGGAUUGAGAACAGAUGUACCAGAUGUCAGGGGCAGUGCUGAUAUUCCUGGAUUUGGAGGCAAAAUUGGAAUGAAAACAGACAUUCCAGAAAUGGAGAGCAGUGCUGAUAUUCCUGGAUUUGGAGGCAAAAUUGGAUUAAACACUGAUGUCCCAAAUGUCAAAGGCAGUGCUGAUAUUCCUGGAUUUGGAGGCAAAAUUGGAUUGAAAGCUGACGUCCCAGAUGUCAAGGGCAGUUUUGAUAUUCCUGGAUUUGGAGGCAAAAUUGGAAUGAAAACUGACAUUCCAGAAAUGGAGAGCAGUGCUGAUAUUCCUGGAUUUGGAGGCAAAAUUGGACUGAGAACAGAUGUCCCAGAUGUCAAAGGCAGUGUUGAUAUACCUGGAUUUGGAGGCAGAAUUGGAUUGAGAACAAAUGUCCCAGAUGUCAAGGGCAGUGCUGAUAUUCCUGGAUUUGGGGGCAAAAUUGGAAUGAAAACUGACAUUCCAGAAUUGGAAGGAAGUGCUGAUAUUCCUGGAUUUGGGGGCAAAAUUGGAUUGAAAACUGACGUCCCAGAUGUCAAGGGCAGUGCUGAUAUUCCUGGAUUUGGAGGCAAAAUUGGAUUAACAUCUGAUAUUCCAGAUGUCAAGGGCAUUGCUGAUAUUCCUGGAUUUGGAGGCAAAAUUGGAUUGAAAACUGACGUCCCAGAUGUCAAGGGCAGUGCUGAUAUUCCUGGAUUUGGAGGCAAAAUUGGAUUAACAUCUGAUAUUCCAGAUGUCAAAGGCAGUGCUGAUAUUCCUGGAUUUGGAGGCAAAAUUGGAUUAACAUCUGAUAUUCCAGAUGUCAAGGGCAAUGCUGAUAUUCCUGGAUUUGGAGGCAAAAUUGGAUUGAAAACUGACGUCCCAGAUGUCAAGGGCAGUGCUGAUAUUCCUGGAUUUGGUGGCAAAAUUGGAUUGAAAACUGAUGUCCCAGAUUUCAAGGGCAGUGCAGAUAUUCCUGGAUUUGGAGGUAAAAUUGGAUUGAAAACUGAUGUCCCAGAUGUCAAGGGCAGUGCUGAUAUUCCUGGAUUUGGAGGCAAAAUUGGAUUAACAUCUGAUAUUCCAGAUGUCAAGGGCAAUGCUGAUAUUCCUGGAUUUGGAGGCAAAAUUGGAUUGAAAACUGACGUCCCAGAUUUCAAGGGCAGUGCUGAUAUUCCUGGAUUUGGAGGCAAAAUUGGAUUGAAAACUGAUGUCUCAGAUGUCAAGGGCAGUGCUGAUAUUCCUGGAUUUGGGGUGAAAAGUGAUAUUAAAUCUGGCAUUCCAAUCCUGAAGGGCAGAGCAGGUUUUCCUGUGUCUCUCAGUAAAACUGAUGCACCUUGUGUUACAGGGGUGCUGUCUGUGGACACUAAUGUACCUGAUGUUGAUGUAGUGUCGCAGGGUAAAGAAGAACUGGGCACUGAGUAUAAAACAAAAAUUCCAUCUUUAAGUGGCACAACCCGAGUACCUGAGCCCUCUGCUUCCACGUCAUUAGAGGCAAAUAUUCCUGAAAUGAAGCUUGGGACAGUGACAGACUUCAAGCAAGAUCAAAGCUUCGGCUUGCCCGAGGUAAGCACGAAUGCUGGUGGUCGUGGGUCCAGAAAGAAGAGAAGAAAUGGUAAGAAGAAAGGUGCACCAGAAAGGAAGUCUGGCGACUUCGAAGAGGUACCAUCUGAUUCUCAAGGAAUUCUUAGUACUGAAGUACCAGAACUCUCUGCUCAUAUGAAGUUGGACUCCUUUAUACCUGGUGUGCCAGCACAUACACACGAAGGAAACGUAAUCAUUGCAGCUGAUCUACCAGAAGUCACAGUGAAAAGUAAAAUACCGAGAUUCACAAAAGUUUCAAAGGGAGAAGAUGUGCCGGGCGAGGAUUCCACCCGUCCAGGUGACCCGGUAGGUAGCUGGUCGGCCAGUCAGGUUAUUGGAACCGAGAUUAGUGGAAUUCCUGUAUUGAGUGGACGUGUUCCUGAAGCUCGUACAGACGUCACUUGUGUUCCAGAGAGACCACAGGUAGAAGGGGUAUUACAGGGAAACAUUCCAAACAUGACAAUCCAGUCAGGUACACCUCCCAUUGGGUGGGUUCUACCACAACCAACCACGCAAACAACCAUUAACCAGAAGGUUGUAGUUAGAGAAGGACAACCUUACACACAAGAAAUCUUAAUGCCACAUACGCAAGUUGUUAGCGAAUUGUCGCCAGGUCAAGUAGAAUUUUCACAAAGUGUUAUAUCUGAUGGGUCAAGUCCUCUUAAAGUUAGUAGAGAAUACACAAUAUCCACGGAGGGUGAGAGAGCCCAAGAUGUCGAGGCUUACAUUAAGGGUAAAUUAGGACCAUUCAAACUUACACCUGAGAGAACAUUGAGUGUUUGUAGGACAGAAACGAAGAUGGAAGAUCCUGGCCACGCAUUACCUAGCAGGUCUGGGGAGCAGCAGGGCCAGUUGGUGGGGCCAGAUGGCUCAGGCGAGUGGAUCAUGAGUCCGUAUUCUUAUCAAGUCAAAAUGGAAACAGACUCAGAGGGUAGAAUGUUAUCAGCUCCUGAGGUUACCGACAUACAGAGUAGAAUAACCGCCGGAGGAGACUCAGAUUCAAGAGGGAAUAAACAGUCACGAACGGUAUUCGUGACAGAAGAUGCUGGCGGGCGAGUGGUGGUACACAGAAGAAUGGAGUCUUCACAAACACACUCACCAGGGACAGAGGACCACACAGUAUUGACUCAUGAAUUUCCUCCAUCCAUAACAUCAACCAUGACAACAAGUGAAUGGCCGCUUGAGGGCGUUACUACACACAAAACCGUUCGGGUUAGAAAGGUUCGGAAAGUUAAAGUUGGAGAUGGACCAGAGGAAACAAUUGUUGAAACUGAGUACGAGACCAUCCCUGGCCAGGAGUCUGAUGCUCUUAGAAUAGAAGGUUUUGACAGUAGUGGGGAAAUGCGUGUCACACCGGGGACGGGGCAUGAUUUAUCACACCUGCCACCUGAACUUAGAGAAAGUUCUCUACUCCGCUUUGGCCUCGACCAAAGGGAGACACCUGGGGAAACACAACAGGCUGUUCAUACAACUGUAAGAAGACUACCAGUCGAAGAGCUUGGUACACAUUUACCUGAAGGAUUCGAUGAAAAUAUCCAUCAAAUUUUAGGGGCGACGGCGACAACGACAACAGUGCGGAAAGUGAAGGUAGUAAGAAGAGACGCUAGCGGUAAUGUCGUCGAAUACGAAGACGAGAGCGGGGAUCUAAGUUCAUUACUCCCUGAGAUGACCUCCGACGGUGUCACCACGACGACGACGACAACUGGUGACGGAGGAACGACCACAACCACACGAGUCAUAAGACGAGUGAUUACAGGCGACCUGACGGAAAGCGAGCUCAGAGAGGCUCUUGCCGUUAGGGAGUGUGAGGGCGGAGUAGUGGAGGAAGGAGACGAAGCUUCUGCCUCUCACAGAACACAGUUGACCGAUACGACAUACUCAGUUUAUGAAACAUUAGACGGGGCCCUGGUUUCUCUCAAAGAUACUGCCGAGAAGCUGACCAACUUCUUCAAGAUGGGUGUUCAGGAUGGAGCAGGAGUGGUGACUCAGGAGCCCCAGGCCCAAAUGUACAACUCUGCUCCUAUGACCAGCUCCAUCAGCACCGUUACUGACUCUGAUGCCAAGGGAACCAGCAUGACCAAGGUGGGUACAGGAGCAGGGAAUGGCUUUACCCAGCUACAGCCACAAGUCCGAGUGCUCACCCUCAACCAUGGAGACCAUCUUGAUUCGUCACUAUUUCGUUUGCAGAAGGGAUGGGUCUUCCAACUUCGGCCAGGACCAUCACUGCAGGGGAGGAGUGUAAGUGUCUUUACCAACCACCCAGAUGAUUUAGAGGAAGGUUUUUCUCGCACUCGUUAUAGACGCCUGCAGUGGAAGAGUGACUCACGCAAUAAGGGUGAUGAUACAGCUUUGUAUGUAGAAGUUAUUAUUAUGAUGGCUGGAUCAUUCCAUUACUACUUCACCUAUGAAGAUGGUGAAGAUCGUGAGAAGGCUCAAGGUUCAGGCUUUUUCCUUGUGGAUCCAACAUUACUAGUUGGCCUUAGCAAUGAUGUAUUGAAUCAAGAUUGUAUCCAGUGUCAAACAGUAUUGUCAAAAUGCCUGGGACCUAUACCAGAUUGGGAAGAGCGCCUGCAAGUAUCUUUUGAAACUGGCUACAACAUGAUACACUUCACACCAAUUCAGGAACUUGGUGACUCCAAUUCAUCAUACUCCGUCAAGGACCAGCAUAGACUCAAUACUGAGUUCCACACUCCUGACCAUCAAUACUCUUUUGCGGAUGUUGAAACCCUUGUAAGAAAGAUGAAGGAAGAGUGGAAGAUGUUGUCCCUCACUGACAUAGUACUAAACCACACAGCAAAUGAAACCCCGUGGCUUGAAGAACACCCUGAGGCUACUUAUAACUGUACCAAUUCGCCACAUCUCCGUCCUGCAUACCUCCUAGAUCGUGUUCUCCAUCACAUGACUCUUGAAGUGAUCGAAGGGAAAUGGGAACAUCAAGGAAUUCCAGUAGCCAUCAGAGAAGAGAAACAUAUUGAAGCCAUAAAGAAUGCACUCCACAGCCACUUCCUACCUCAAGUAAAGCUUCACGAGUUUUAUACUUUGGACAUAGAGAAGAUUAUUCAAGAUUUCCGUCGCAGGAUCUCUGGACCAGUCCCCACCACUAAGAAAUAUGCAGAUGGGAUUUCAAAGGAAUCAUUGGUGAUCAUCCAGGACCCUCAGUAUGGAAGAAAGACUUGCACAGUUGAUAUGAACCUUGCAGUUAGACUCUACAAUAUGCCCAGUGAGUCGAUUGUGAAGACCCCCCAGGGUAGUGGACCUGAAGCCAAAGAUGAGGAAGAACGUAUAAUGCGUUGUUGUGCAGAACUACGUCAACAUCUUGAGACACUGAAUGACCAGCGCACAAGCGAAAUCCAGGCACACCUCAUCCAGGCUGUUGAGUGUAGUCUGGGCACCAUUCGAUACCAGCGACUACAACCUGAUGGGCCAAUGGUUGCUGAAGUGUCUGAAGAAAAUCCAUUAGUUCCUCCAUACUUCACUCACCAUGGCAAGGACAUGACCCUGGAGGAAGAAGAGGCCUUAAUGUUUGGCCCAAAUGCUUGCUUUUUGAUGGCCCACAAUGGUUGGGUCAUGGGGGAUGAUCCAUUAAAGAAUUUUGCAAGAAAAGAUUCGUAUGUUUACUUGAGGAGAGAACUGGUUGCUUGGGGUGACAGUGUUAAGCUAAGAUAUGGGGAGCAGUCUGAAGAUUGUCCAUAUCUGUGGGACUACAUGAAACGCUACUGUGAAUACACGGCACAGAUUUUCCAUGGUAUUCGUUUGGACAACUGCCACUCUACACCAAUACAUGUUGCUGAGUAUAUGUUAGAUGCAGCAAGAAAAGUUCGACCUGAUUUGUAUGUCAUUGCAGAACUGUUUACUAAUUCUGAUCUGACAGACAAUGUUUUCAUCAAUCGCUUGGGAAUCAAUUCUUUAAUCAGAGAGGCCAUGUCAGCCCCCAACUCACAUGAAGAGGGGCGCCUUGUUUAUCGUUAUGGAGGGGAGCCUGUUGGUGCUUUCCUGCUGCCACCAGUUCGGCCUUUGGUACCUUCCAUUGCUCAUGCGAUGUUCUUGGAUCUGACACAUGACAACCGCAGUCCAGCAGAGGUGCGCACAGCUUGGGAUAUGUUGCCAUCUACUGCUCUAGUCAAUAUGGCCUGCUGUGCUUCAGGAUCUAAUAGGGGUUAUGAUGAACUUGUUCCACAUCAUAUUCACGUGGUUGAUGAGAUGCGUGUGUAUACAGCCUGGAAUGAUAUAAACCCAGGCAGGGGAGAGGUGAACCUAAAGAGUGGUAUCAUUCAGUGCAAAAAGUUAUUGAACAAACUUCAUUUUGAAAUGGGAGCUAAUGGAUAUAAUCAGGUGUUUGUGGAUCAGGUAACCGAGAAUGUUGUGACUGUAACUCGCCAUAACCCAGUGACACACCAGAGUGUUGUACUGGUUGCAUAUACAUCUUUCCUCCCUCCAUCACAAAUAAAGGACUCUUACAUCCGCCCUCUGAAGGUACAGGGUCGUCUAGAAGAAAUUAUCUUUGAGAUGCAAGUCAAAGGAAAAAGGGCAGGUGAUGAAGAAAAAAAUAUUCCUGGGUUCUUCACAAAUGAUUCAGAGUACAUCAAUGGACUAACAGGAUUUGAAGUUGAGGUGAAAGAGCAUCUGUCACCAGGCCAGUCAACUAUGGUUCAAAUGACUUCUGGUGGUGAUGCAGAAACUACAGAAUGUGAAUACACAGAUCAUUUCACACCUGGAUCUGUCAUUGCCUUCAGACUAAGCCUACUUCCUCGUGCUCAGACUGCUGUGAAUAAGAUCAGAGGAUCACUGUCUGAGUUUGGUUACAAGUCCCGAAUCUCUGAGGUCACAACUCACAAUGCUACAUUGAUGGAUAUUGUGAAUAAUCUGACUUUAGCGGACCUCAAUCGUGUGCUGUAUCGUUGCAAUGAGGAAGAAAAGGAUGAAGGCCGUGGUGGUGGGACAUAUGAAAUCCCUAACUUUGGACCACUGAUAUAUUGUGGCCUGCAAGGAAUAAUUUCUGUGCUAAGCGAGAUCCGUGUGCACAAUGAUCUGGGUCACCCACUAUGUGGGAAUUUACGUGAUGGUGACUGGAUGCCAGACUACAUUGUAGUGCGUCUAAAGUUGGAACCCUCAACACAACGGCUAGCUGCAUGGCUCGAGGAGGUGUUUGGAUGGCUGAAGGAAGUUCCACGCUAUCUCAUACCAGCUUACUUUGAUUCAAUAGUGACAAGUAUCUAUCUCACUCUCAUCAACAGAGCUUGGUCAAUCAUGGGAGAGUUUGUAUCCCAGGGUUCAGAUUUUGUAAAAGCCCUGGGUCUUAGUUCAGUACAAUUCUGUGGUAUAGUGAAGUCUGCAUUGCUACCUCCAUUGUCUCCUAAUGUUGCUCCACCUGCACCUUUGUCUGUCUCUGAUGGCUCUGUGGGUGAAAUACAGUUGUCCUCUACUAUCGCUGCUGGGCUCCCACACUUCUCCGUUGGCUAUAUGCGUAACUGGGGUCGUGAUACUUUUAUCGCUCUUCCUGGAAACCUCCUCAUCACGGGCAGAUAUGAUGAAGCCAGGUGGAUCAUCUUGGCAUUCGCUGGCACAAUGCGUCAUGGUCUGAUUCCAAACCUGCUAGAUGGGGGAAAGAAAGCACGAUUCAACUGCCGAGAUGCUGUUUGGUUCUGGCUUCAGGCCAUCCAGAGGUAUGUGAUAAUUGCUCCUAAUGGCCACCAAAUCCUGAAGGACAAGGUGUCACGACUCUUCCCAACUGAUGAUUCUCCACCACAAGAACCAGGCAGACAUGAUCAGCUACUAGAAGAUGUGAUCCAAGAAACUCUGCAGCGCCACUUCCAGGGAGUUCAAUUUCGUGAGAGGAAUGCUGGUUUCGAGAUUGAUCGAGAAAUGAGCAGUGAAGGUUUCAAUAAUGAAAUUGGAGUUAACCUGGAAACUGGAUUUGUGUAUGGUGGCAAUAUCCACAAUUGUGGUACAUGGAUGGAUAAGAUGGGGUCAAGUGAAUUGGCUGGAACAAAGGGUAAACCAGCAACCCCUCGUGAUGGAAGUGCUGUAGAAAUCGUUGGUCUUUGCAAGUCUGCUCUACGUUUCCUGGGUCAGAUGCACCAUGAAAACAAAUUCAGUUACAACAGUGUUGAGAGAAGGGAUGAUACAGGAAAUGUAACUAAGUGGACCUAUGAAUUCUGGGAAAAGAAAAUUCAAGAAAAUUUCGAGAAACAUUUCUGGAUCAAUCAGGAGCCUACGCCAGAAAGAGAACCCAAACCAGAAUUGAUCAAUCAAAGAGGCAUCUACAAGGAUUCAUAUAAUGCUUCUCAGUUCUGGGCAGACUACCAGCUUCGGUGCAAUUUCCCUAUUGCCAUCGCUGUUGCUCCUGAAAUGGUAUCAUCCCAAAAUGCUUGGGUUGCAUUGAAGAAUGCAGAGAACAUCUUACUAGGUCCUUUGGGCAUCAAGACACUCGACCACAAGGAUUGGGCCUAUGAUGGUGUCUAUGACAACUCCAACAACUCAACUGAUCCCAAGAUUGCCCAUGGCUACAACUAUCACCAGGGGCCUGAAUGGCUGUGGCCUGUUGGGUGGCUUUUACGUGCACAGCUAGCAGUGGCCCCUAAAGUUGGGGGCUUUGAAGAGCUAGGACGUUGUAUGGGUCAUGUAAAGUCCCUCAUGGCUCCUCAUCUAACUCAUAUGUUGACUGAUCCAUGGCGCUCACUACCAGAAUUAACAAAUGCUGAAGGUGCCAAAUGCAAUGACUCUAACCCAGCACAAUCAUGGAGUACAGGGUGUUUGCUCGAGGUACUGUGGGAGCUAGACCAAAUAGAACGAGGUCUAAAGCGUUCCAGUAUGACCACCAGCAUGUGAAGAGAUCCGGGCUACGCCACCAUCCAUGCACUAGAUACACCACUCCAGCAACACCCUUUACCCAUACAUGCAUCUUCACAUUUGUGCCAAACAUACCAAGCCAGUGACUCAUGGUUCCAAGUGUCCCCUAACAGCGUACAGUUCCCUCCAGAGAGCAACAGGCAGCACCGGAGAUUAAGUCUUCAGGCAGAACAGCAGGUUGCAGUCCCCGACCCAUCAUAUACAAGCCUGCAACAGAGAGCUCUACAAACAAACAGGAUUGUUAUCACAACUAAGGAAAUGGAUCCUUUAUGUUCAUUUGUCAAAGAAGUGGAUGUAGGCAACACAGUGAUAUGUUAUGUUCCGCGUAAUGUUGUGUUCAGUGAAAAGCCAGACUUUUUUGAUACUGUAAAUGAUGUUGUCCAUGUUAAAUGUACCCAAACUGAUAUAAAUUUUUCUAUGGCUCUUCUGCAUAAGCCACAGCAGCUCCCAGAAAAUUGUCUCGUUGUUUGGACAAUUGAUGAUCGAAUCAGACGACAUGCGAUGUGGAGUAGCCCGGAGUAUGUGAACUUAAGACAUGAAAAGCCCCAGACGAGUGUAAAAGCCCCCUGGUUCCGAGGGAGAGGUGUGACAAAAGGGCACUUACUACAUCCUUCUUCAAGAGGACCUGUUAUGACAGGGCCUGUCUAUCAUAGUAGUAGGUCAGGUUCAAAGAAGUAUCAGGGAAGAGUACCCUCCAUAGUGGCCUUAUUAACAAGUCAUGCUAAGAGUCACCACAAAACUCAGAAAAAUGUAAUGCAACCAGAUGUCCAGUUACCAGUGCCAAAGGUUUUUCAUGAUAGUCAUUCUAUGACAGAGAAAGGAUACUGGCAGCAGAGAAGGUUUGCACCGGUUUCUCAAGAGAUACACAUAGCCAUAACUAAGGAGAGCAAGCAGUGGCAAGAAGAUUCAGACACAUCCAAGAGAACCCAACCAGAGGAAGAAUGCUUAAUUAACCCAGCUGCAAAGAAAAUGGAGAUUAUCAGUAAGGAAAAGAGAUAUGGUUUUAGUUAUCAUCUAGAUCCACCCACCACUACAGGACAGUUACAUCGUCCCUCAAUUCUCAAUCUGCCACCACCACCACAGAUGCCCUUACCACCAGUUCCAGAAGCUCAUGAUCCUGCAGUGCCUGGCCCAUCUUCUAGAAGUGAUCUUUUCUCACUACCAGGGAAGCCAGCUGUGCCAUGGAAAGAAUUGCCACCUCUUAAUACAUCAAAAGAUAGUGACAUAUGCAAACCCGUGGCUUAUAAGGCACAAAGAAUUUCAGAGUCUGUUACUUUUGUAAAUCCCUAUACUCAGCAAGCAGACUAUGAACCAUCAUUGAAGGAGGUGAAAGCAGAAACCCCAGUAACCCCACACUCGGAAAGGGAGAGAAGAGAGUCAACAAGUCUCUUUUUACCAGAAGAAGUCGUCAAGCCUCAUCAUGUAAACAAACAAAAACUUUCUGCUGUGUUAGUUUUGUCUUUGUUUGUUGUUGCCCUUAUAAUGUUCUAUCUCUUUUAUUUUCUGUAGAGUACAUUUCUUUGUUAUACUGUACUUGUUUCCAUUUGUAUAGCUUUCCAUUAAUACACUACACUAGAUGAGACAUACUCUAUUCUGUUCUGGUGGAGCUUUUGUAGGCUUAGUCUUGUAGCUUACAUGACGUCCUGAAUGUCUUGUUUCAAUGGAAGAAAGCAAAUUUCAAAUAAGUGACGAAUUAUCAGUUAUCUGAUCAAUAGUUUUAAAAAAUUUUGCUCAUGCCUUUGAAACUCUUGUAAUUCAAAUUGUACAUCUGAUUAAGUAGUGGAACAUUAGUCUAUAUAGUAUAAUAUUAUCCAUGACGUGCUCAUGCUGGUCUAGUUAUUGCAUGUUGUAUUGUACUCAAUACUAAUACUGAUGAUAUCUUACCCCUGUGUGUUGCCUAUUAUAGAUUCUAAAUACUGUUAAAUGAUAUAUACAGAGUGUUGCUUUAUGCAUAAGGAUGGUGUUGUUUUAAUAUUUAUAGGUCAUAUGCAUAGUUUGUUUAUAUAUUUUCUUGAUGCUUGAAUCAAUAAAAUUAUUGCUGGAA
Molecule: messenger RNA, 31181 nt
Organism: Homarus americanus (American lobster)
Lineage: Eukaryota; Metazoa; Arthropoda; Malacostraca; Decapoda; Nephropidae
Product: neuroblast differentiation-associated protein AHNAK-like
Exons: 33
Coding region: 488-29116 (9542 amino acids)
Biological process (GO): glycogen catabolic process; glycogen biosynthetic process
Molecular function (GO): 4-alpha-glucanotransferase activity; amylo-alpha-1,6-glucosidase activity
Source: RefSeq, a predicted model, not a curated record